UGAUUAGUUCAAUAGAACUUAAUCCGAACGAUUCGAUACAACUAACUCUAAUAGUCGGACGAAUUGGACACGUUCUUAAUUGUAAGCUGUACGGAUCACAGAUCGCAGACUUGCAUGAGUCACUAAAAACAGGAGCAGAAUAUAUAAACUCAGACACACAAAGAUGUCACAAAAUCAAUCAUAUUUCUGGCAAACGACCAGACACAAUGUAUACCUAAAGAGAUCAGCCAAAUGGCAUAUGGCUAUGGCAUUAAUGGUGGUCCUUACAUUCUCCACCAUAUGUGCGGCGGAGUUUGACAAUGAUGGCGAUGAUAUUGCGGCCAAUUUGCCGGAUCUACAGAAGAAUUUGGAACCCCAAGGUAUACCGGAUAAAGUAACGGAAAUGAAUGGUGGAAUACAAAAGAAAUCAGCGGAUGUGGAUGGGGCUUCAACAUUAAAGGGGAACUUUCUCGAUGGGUUCACCGCAUCGAUCUCUGUUAUAUUGUUAACAGAGCUAGGCGAUAAGACUUUCUUUAUUGCUGCUAUUAUGGCCAUGCGCCACCCGCGUUUGAUUGUCUUUGGCGGUGCCAUUGCCGCCUUGGCCCUUAUGACGGUUCUCUCGUGCGUAUUUGGCUUGGCAGCAAACCUUAUUCCUAAGAUUUAUACGCAUUAUAUAUCAACUGCAUUAUUUUUAAUAUUUGGCUUAAAAAUGUUGUACGACGGUUACAAAAUGAAACCAACCGAUGCCCAAGAGGAGCUCGAGGAGGUUCAAAGCGAAUUGCGUAAGCGAGAGGAUGAGCUAAUGCGGCGAGCGACUCGCAAAUAUGAUGAUUCCGAUGCGAAACGCAAGAAUAGCAACUCGGACAAGGAGGAUGCCAGCGAACAGGCACUCAUACAUGGUCGCAAAGUGAGCGUUGUGGGAUCUGCGAAUCCCAACAAUGUAUCCGAGAUGCAACAUCGCCAGCGAAAGCCCACCAAUAACAAUCACAUUAACAAUAACAAUACCACCAAUAACUCAACUAAUAAUACUAUUAAUAAUAAGCAAACUAACUGUGAUAAAACCUGCAACGAUGUGGACUAUCACGACACCGAAGUGGUGCUCAAGGAUGGUGGCCGUUAUGUGGAACAACUGAAAAUGACUACGUUUCAUGGCAGUCCAGCGCACUCGGCAUCGAUCGCCUCAUCGAACCAGACCGAACAAACCCAUUGUGAUAAUAGUCCACGCAACACUCAAAAUGCUUCCGUCGAUCCCAACUCGUCUACCUCCUCCAAGGACUCCUCGGGCAAUACACUAGGCGCGACUGUGCUGCGUGCCCCUCUUGCUGGACACGAUAGCAUGAAUAGUUUGAAUGGCAGCCUUGGCGAGGAGGAUGCUGGAACUGUGAAUAGCGCACUUAAAUCACGGCUGGAUCGUGAUGUUAAUGCUUCGCUUGUCCACGAUCCGGAGAGUGGACGCCGUAACAAAAUGUACCGCAGUGCAUCCUAUUUUACUAUGCGCAUAUUUGCCCAGGCCUUUACGAUGACCUUUCUUGCCGAAUGGGGCGAUCGCUCCCAAGUGACAACUAUUGUUCUAGCUGCCAGACAGGACGUCUAUGGCGUAAUUGUGGGCGGCGUUAUUGGCCAUUGCAUCUGCACUGGCUUGGCUGUGAUUGGCGGUCGUCUAGUGGCUUCCAAAAUCUCGGUGCGCACUGUCACCCUUGUGGGUGGCAUUGUAUUUAUUGGGUUUGCUAUCUACGCCCUGCUCAGUACUCCAAGUGAUCUAUAAAUGAUUCAUAUAUAUAUUGAGCACUAGCCUGUUGUUGUUGACGACCCCCAAGAAAACGUAAUACCAAUUGUAAUGAAAUGUAACCGUAGUCUUCGAGGAGCAACAGGCAUUCUUUUUUAGUCUUCUGUUAUUCCCUUUUCUUGCUUUGUUAUUUGAACAGACCCAAAGUGCCUUCCGUGCUUUUCGCUUUAGCCAUGACAUACAAAUUUAGUUGCCAAUACAGUUUAAUUAUGGUUUCCGUCAUCCCUUAACACUGUUAGAGUAUUCAAUUGAAAGCCAAUUUUUGCUUAAGUAUUAAAGUGUUUUUUUUGUAAAUACGCGUGCUUGUUAACUAGGUUGCCUAAGCUCCUCUUAAGUAGCUGAUUGAAUUUUCAUAAUUUUGUAUUUAUGUAGCAAUGUUUACUUAAAAAAAAAAGAUAAACUAUUUAUAUUGAUAUUAAAGAAAUUAGUUAAAGUGCAAAACUGAAUGUCAAA
Drosophila innubila is the source of this 2218-nucleotide messenger RNA. RefSeq names its product transmembrane protein 165. The record is from RefSeq and is a predicted model, not a curated record. NCBI's taxonomy places the organism in Eukaryota, Metazoa, Arthropoda, Insecta, Diptera, Drosophilidae. Bases 164 to 1744 code for a protein of 526 amino acids. Gene Ontology annotation, cellular component: Golgi apparatus. Gene Ontology annotation, biological process: Golgi calcium ion homeostasis; manganese ion transmembrane transport; Golgi calcium ion transport. Gene Ontology annotation, molecular function: calcium ion transmembrane transporter activity; manganese ion transmembrane transporter activity. The transcript has 7 exons.